This is a messenger RNA of Neomonachus schauinslandi (Hawaiian monk seal), 3429 nucleotides long. RefSeq names its product sterol-C5-desaturase (gene SC5D). The record is from RefSeq and is a predicted model, not a curated record. The coding region runs from base 1418 to 2317 and encodes 299 amino acids. Lineage: Eukaryota; Metazoa; Chordata; Mammalia; Carnivora; Phocidae. Gene Ontology annotation, molecular function: oxidoreductase activity; iron ion binding. The transcript is spliced from 5 exons.
GCUUGACGACUGAGCCCCUGCCCCGAACAGACAUGGAGUUCUUGUAGGAGCUUGUGCCUGUUGUCUGUGAGCCCUCCUACUGAGGAAGACAGCGUGGGCAUUACCACCCCGUGUGACUUAGAGACCAGAAAAACAGAUUGCUGAAGUUUUACACCAGUGGUGAGGACCAAGAACUAAUGAAAAAUGGGAAGGCACAGCCCAGGAGAGAAAAUGAAGAUGCUAACCAUGUUUUGAUUAAGUGGAUUUGACAACAAGAAUGUAAAUAAAUGCCACUGAUUGCUUUGUUGAUCGGGCAACAAGCAAGGAUAUAUCAUGAAGAACUGCUCUACUGAGGACAAACGUUAGUGUUAAGACGGGAGGGUUCAGAAAUUUAGGAAGCCAUGUAGUGAAAAAUGUCUGAAAGUAUGGUGAAAAUGAUUCUGCUGAUCGUGAAACAGCUGAACAUAACCCUGAUGAAUUAGCUGCGAUAAUACCAGAUGACAGCCUGAGUGCUGAAUAAAUCUGCAGCGGUGUGGAAUACCGUGGUAGUAACAUACUGUUAAAUUGCUCUGCAUAGGAACUGCGUCACUUGGCAAGCCCACAGCAGUGUAGGAUUGUGCCUAUUUCCAUACAACCGUACCAGCAGAGAACAUCACCAAACUGUAGGAUGUUCAUUAAUCCAAUAGCAAAGAAAUAAUAUCUCAGUAUAUAUUCAUGUCCACAGUGUUUGAAUGAGCCUCACAAAAUAACCUGGGCAAAAAUCUUCAGGCUAGUUCACUAACACAUACCGGUGAGCCAAGCUCCAGGCAGGCUGGACUGAAGGCAAUUGAAAAUUUUAAGUUAUUCGCAGACAACCCGUUUGUGCAUUCUCCUCCUCGAACUUUUAGUUACAAGUUGGCAGUUGCCAGCCCCCAAUCUGGAGUAUUGAUUGGGGGAAGAGGAGUAAGUGUCUUCUCAUUCUUACUGUCAAAAAUCUGUCCCCUUUUGUUCUGUCGAUGGGAGUGGCCUUUCCUUCUGUCACAAGAACAGAUAGUCCCUGAGGUGGCAGCAUAGAUCCAUCUAGCAAAUUUAUCUUUCAGUCUCAGCACUAAAGGAAAACUCUCUGAAAUCAGAAGAGACGUACCACUGGAACUUGUAGCCGAAGGAGUGAACAUCUGAGUAUCUACUGCCCUGCGUUCCACAUCUUUACUACUUGCCACGUGGCCGUAGGAGACAUUGGAAAAGAACACAAAGAUGGCAUUAGAUCUACAUCGAUGCCAUUUAUCAGCUGGAUGUUAGAGAAAAAAAAACUUUCUGGGCCUCAGUUUCUCUGAGCUUUGAUGUCCCCGGGUAUAAUAUGAAGAGAUUGGACUAGAGAUGAUAUUUAAGAUCCCUUCUGGCUCUAACGAUGGCAUUUCAGGGAUUCUGGUAGCUAGCCGCAGAAUUAUACUGGGCUAAGAUGGAUCUUGUACUCAAUGCUGCAGAUUAUUAUUUUUUUACACCAUACUUCUAUCCAGCCUCAUGGUCUGAGGAUGACAUCUUCCGACAAACUAUUAGUCUCCUGAUUGUAACAAAUCUUGGUGCUUAUAUCCUUUAUUUCUUCUUUGCAACACUGAGCUAUUAUUUUGUCUAUGAUCAUUCAUUAAUGAAGCAUCCACAAUUUUUAAAGAAUCAAGUCUAUAGAGAGAUUACGUUUACUGUCCAGUCAUUGCCCUGGAUUAGUAUUCCCACUGUGUCACUGUUCCUGCUGGAGUUAAAAGGUUACAGCAAAUUAUAUGACGACAUAGGAGAGUUUCCCAGUGGCUGGGUUCGCCUCUUUAUUAGUAUACUGUCCUUCCUCUUUUUCACUGACAUGCUGAUCUACUGGAUUCACAGAGGCCUUCAUCAUAGACUUGUGUAUAAGCGCAUACACAAACCUCAUCAUCUCUGGAAGAUUCCUACUCCAUUUGCAAGUCAUGCUUUUCACCCUGUGGAUGGCUUCCUUCAGAGUCUACCUUACCAUAUAUACCCUUUUAUUUUCCCAUUACACAAGGUGGUCUACUUAAGUUUGUACAUCUUGGUCAACAUCUGGACGAUUUCCAUUCAUGAUGGUGAUUUCCGUGUUCCCCACAUUUUAAGGCCAUUUAUUAAUGGCUCAGCCCAUCAUACAGACCACCACAUGUUCUUUGACUACAACUAUGGACAGUAUUUCACCUUGUGGGAUAGAAUUGGAGGCUCAUUCAAAAAUCCUUCCUCCUUUGAAGGGAAAGGACCACUUAGUUAUGUGAAGAAGAUGACAGAAGAAAAGUGCAACAGUCAUGCAGAAAAUGGUUGUAAAAAUGAAAAAUUAUUCAGUGGGGAGUUUACAAAGACUGAGUAGAUUGGUGCCCUAUUAUUAAAUAUUAUGAAAUAUUUUUAAUAAGGAAAAAUAAUCUACAUACAUACAACCAAGAGACAUAGCAAGCAAAUGGUAUUUGAGAGUCCGCAUUGUGGGUACUGCUGAGGAAUGAUCGUGAUGUAGAUCAAGGAAGGAAUGCUGUGAACACCGAGAUUUUAACCUCAUGUUUACCAUAUUAGGUGUUGGUCUCAAGGACGUGUCGUGUCUCUGUAGCCAGCAUAUCUGUAACUUGUAUAGCCUCAACAACAGUUUUUGUAAGGAUAGAGAAUAAAUUAUUGAGGGGACUAGGUUAUGUCAUUUGCCUUAAUCUGCCCAUAUUCAUUAAGAAAAAUACAUUGUGCUUGAUAAUACCAAGACCAAGCAUCAUAACAAAGAAAUACUAAUAUAAACAUGGUUCCUUGUUUCAGGAAUGGUUAAGUCUUCAAUGUUGGUAUGAUAAUGACUACCUGUAGUAUUUUGUUCCAGUGGAUACAUCAGUGUGAAAAAAAAAAAAAAUCUGAUAGAACGUAUUAGUGGCCAAGUAAAUGACCUAAUUAAUAGCAGGUGUAGUAAGAUUAUCAUCUUCCUACACAUAGGAAGCUUAUUCUCUGGGGACAUUGUCAAAUAUUAACAUUUUACUGAUGAAAAAAUAAAUUAGAAUUUUUAAAAAUACUGAUAACUACCACAAUUUAAUCCAGAUCUGGGCUUAUUUAAAGAUUUUGAUGGUUAUUAUUUUAAACCAUUAUUUAGUAAGAUUAUGUGAAGCUGAAUAUAUUUAGAAAGGAAAUUUGAUGCCCAGGUAAUAUAUUUGACACUACUGCUUUUUUAAUUAAAUGGAUGCACUGCACUUUUGAUAUGUUUCAAAGUUACAAUCUUAUAAUUUCCUAUAAAAGGAAGUAAUUGCCAAAUAUUUAGGCCGAUCCCUGAAGAUUAGUUUUGAAAUCUUAUUUUCCCUCUUCUCCCUUCACUUUUCCCCACUUUCUGUGCAAAAAGAUUUAACAAAUAGUUUCAUAAAGAAAUGUUGUGUGUUAUAAGUAUAUUGGAAAAACGUGGUUUGGAAAAGGCAUUCUAUAAGGUAUUUAUGUAAAAUCAAUAAAAGUUGAUUAUUACUAUUA